AUCCGCUGGCCAGUCAACGCCGAGCGCUGAGCCCGAGCGGCCGCGAGUUUCACUCAACAACAAAAGCAAAAACACAUUUUACAAAAAUGUUUAAAAUUAGCGCUAUGUAAAAACGGAAAGCAAAAUCAACUUGGAGAAUUGCGCCGGCACAGUGGCUGCCGUUAGUCAAGGAAUACACACACACAGCACUGCUGACCAUGCCCACAACGUCGCCGCCGCCCAAUCGACGGCAGCUGCUGCGCAGCGUUGAGAGCUUACGCGGACGCGUUUUUCAAAUAUUAAAUUGUGUUAUUAAUUUGCACAUUGAAUUUUUGGUGCUCGAAUCGAAUGUGGCCGCAUUGCUGGAUGAGGUGAGAUGCCUGAACGAUGACUACGCCGAGGUGCAGCGCUUGGAUCAGCUGAUCGAGGCGCUGCGGGACUACGGUGGACCCACCAUAUGCCAUGAGUGGCCAUAUCCUUUGAUUUUUAAGGGCACAAUCGACGAGGCACACGUCGCACAAAUACUCAACACAACGGAACUAGUUCCGGAGCCAUCGCCAACAACAGUCAGUGCCAAGGAUGAGCUGUUAAAGCAGACUGAAGCGAGCGAGCUGGCUGGCCUAAGCAGACGUUCAAAACUGUGGCGGUUCACGCGAACUAGAUCAGCGGCGCGAAAAACAGAAGAAGCUAGUCCAAGCUGAUAAACAUUUGCGAGCUACUAAUGGAGUCGGAGGUCGACACAAUAAUCGAAAUCAUGACAGUCGACUAUAACUAGAUCAGCUCCUAGAAUAGAAUUAUUAACUAGUCUCAGCUGAUUGAGAGGUUUGUCUCUCGUAUUUACAUAAGUCUGUUUAGUUUACUUUCCCUAUAGUCUAUGUGAAGGAAUACCAAAAAAUAUAUGUUUAUGCUUAAGCGAUAAAUGUCAAGCUAA
Messenger RNA from Drosophila mojavensis, 910 nucleotides. RefSeq lists its product as uncharacterized. Bases 198 to 680 code for a protein of 160 amino acids. The record is from RefSeq and is a predicted model, not a curated record. Lineage: Eukaryota; Metazoa; Arthropoda; Insecta; Diptera; Drosophilidae. The transcript has 2 exons.